CACUUUUCUCUCCAUUAACCUUCAAUCAACAUACCUUCAAUCAACAUGGUCUCCUACUACGACGAGAUUGAGAUAGAAGAUUUCAGUUGGGAUCCCGUUGCAAAAGUCUACCAUACCCCAUGUCCUUGCGGAGAUCGAUUUGAGAUAUCCAGAAGUCAACUCGCAAAAGGAGACGAAAUUGCUACUUGUCCGAGCUGUAGUUUAAUCGUUCGAGUAGUCUAUGACUUUUUGGACUUUGAGGAAUAUUUGGAUGAUGAAAGUAGUCAAGGGGAUUCAGUUGAAAACGAAUCGAACUCGGUUGAGGAGGCUCUGGCUGAGUUGAAGAUUUGAGAUUCGAUUCCGAGUGCGGUGAUACAGACUCGACUUUGUCUCUCAGUCUUUCCAUCUUGUAAACUUGAAGGUCGAAAACACAAGAUCAAGGUAGAACGAAAAAGGAACCCGACCCAUGGCCAGUAAAUCAACAAUUCAAACAUACCGUCGAGGUUAGUCAAAACAAGGCAUGCACUCUGAUCAACGUCGGGAUCUUAACAACGACCUCCGGUCACCCGGAAUACCCUUAUUGACUCUCAUAAGGACGAUGAUAAAGUCAAAGAUGUCACCACCGAGUCAUGCCGAGCCAGUGAUCUUGCUGCUUCCCCGGGAUUGUAGCUUAACACAAUCAUAACAUGCCCCUCAACACAAUCAAAUUGAUGAUCAAGACAAACUCUUGUUAGACAACUUUGACUAAACCAUCAAGAACUACAUCAAAAUCGUUCUCUUUGUCAUUUUAAUAUGCCAUCUACUAUAUUCCUGUUAUAAUUUUCUUUCGGUGUCCAUUUGACUCUUUGAAUCC
This is a messenger RNA of Melampsora larici-populina 98AG31, 832 nucleotides long. RefSeq lists its product as uncharacterized. Lineage: Eukaryota; Fungi; Basidiomycota; Pucciniomycetes; Pucciniales; Melampsoraceae. The record is from RefSeq and is a predicted model, not a curated record. Bases 46 to 330 code for a protein of 94 amino acids. Gene Ontology annotation, molecular function: metal ion binding. Gene Ontology annotation, biological process: protein histidyl modification to diphthamide. The transcript is spliced from 3 exons.